Molecule: messenger RNA, 9135 nt
Organism: Suncus etruscus (white-toothed pygmy shrew)
Lineage: Eukaryota; Metazoa; Chordata; Mammalia; Eulipotyphla; Soricidae
Gene: TEX15
Product: testis expressed 15, meiosis and synapsis associated
Biological process (GO): male meiotic nuclear division; regulation of double-strand break repair via homologous recombination; homologous chromosome pairing at meiosis
Cellular component (GO): nucleus
Source: RefSeq, a predicted model, not a curated record
AUGGAAAUGAAAGAGAUUUCUAAACACAAAACAAUAUGGAAAGUGAACCCAACCAAUGAACCUCUAUUAGUUACUGGUGCAGAAGUCAAUCCGUUGAAGAAAUUUACUAUUCCCAAGAUUAGGAAGACAACUGAUAAAGUUUACUUGUCAUCUUGUUACACCAAUACUAGAGAGUACAGUUUCAUCCAUGAUACUCUUAAUCAGUGCCGGCUUGAUGUAAGCUGUGACCUACAAUCAUCAUGGCAGUUUGGAGACACAAAACUGGUUCACAAUGAGUAUCUAGAAAAAAAAUUUACUUCUAAGAGGUCAGAGAUGCGUGAGAGUGGAAGACAUGGAAGAGACCUGGAGGAACAUUUCUGCUUUAUAGCACUUCCUCGGAGUGAUGUGGCUGAGAUAUAUCAUAAAGGGUUAAGCACCAAAGCAUCUCCAUUGAAAGUUUUAGGAAAUCCUCUUCUUGGAAUUUAUGUAUUUAGACAUGUUGAUGUUGCCUUGAAUUAUGCUCAUAGUAGAGGCACUACUGUAGAAAAUAUUAUAAUUUUUAAGGUUCUCUUUGGAAAAGUGAAGAAAAUUCAGCCAUCAGUGGAUAAAAACAAAGUCUCUUUGGAUCCUUCCCCAAAUUUUGAUUGUCAUAUGUCAAGAAAUACACCUUCUAUGAAAGAUACUAUUGAACUACAGGCCCAUGGUUCAGCAGUAUAUAUUUAUGAAUACAGUGUUCUUUCAAAGCCAGUAGAUAAACCUAGACAAUGUCUUCCAUAUGCAAUACUAACAGUAAAAUAUAUUAGUCAAAAAGUAGACAAUGGACAUCUUAUGACAUCUUUGAAAUUCCUCUCAACAGGAUUUCCUAAGAGAUCAGAAAGAACUUGCUCUUUGAAUAACUGUACAGUGGCCAAAAGAAUUGGAAAAGGAAAAGAUGCUACUGUCAUCUUUGAACAUUUCAGGAAACCUGCAGAUAUAUUUGCUCAGGAAAACUGUUCCUGCAAUACACCACCUAAUUCUGAGAUAAAUCCUUCCAAUUCAAAUAUUACUAAUUCCUUUAGAAAUAUCCAAAAUGGGAACAAUUCUGUACUUGAUACACAUAAUGGACAGAUGGAAUACAAUUUAGCAGUAUGUAAAGACACUUCUCAAGUAUAUACAUGUGAUUCAGGAAUUUCAUUUACUCCCGAUGAUAACAAAGAAAGUGUUAAUGGUGACCCUCCUGUUAAGUGUGGCAUAUCUUAGAAAUAUUUUAAGGAGUCUUCUACUGUCCUACCUCUUCAGAAUAAUGUUGGCUCAAGUAUAGUUACUACUUCAAAAGUCAUCAAAGAUCCCAGACUCAAAAAAAGAGGUGAAAACCAAGAAAAAGUUAAUGUUACAAGUGGAAGUGAGGUUUUACCAUUGGAGAAAAGUGUUGAGUUUGUUGACUCAAAAUUAAAUCUAUCAUCUGUGCCAUCUGAUUCUGCCCCCUCAUCUGAAGUCAUGCCUAGUGAUCAUGCUAUUUUUUCUAAUUGUUUGGAUACCCCUUGCCUCAAAUUUUCUUUUGAUGCUUCACAAUCGCAGGCUCAGGACAUGUACUCUAAGGACCAUGAUUCCACAACUUACAAUAAAAUUACCACAACAGAUCAACACAAAAAUUCUGUCCCAGUGUGUUUGUCAAAUAAAUCUUCAGAAGCUGAAGAACAAAGUUAUAGUGAGGAAAAAGCCCAGCGAUCCCAACAGAGAAGCAUGAAUACUGGUACACAUGGGAACAAUGAUCCCAUCUCUCAGGGAUCACAGUUUUCUCACUUACAGCCUAUGUAUCAGACUGAUCAGCAAGCCUCUGCAGUUUUUUCCACACCAAAUAAAAGAAGCAUAUGUGAAUACGUUAAAAAUAGUGAAGAUAUGAGAAACUUCGCUGGCCCAGAAGACACUUUCAACCAUGAAGAAAAACAAAAUUUAUGGAAAACAAAAAACAGUUCAGCAGAUAAUUACAUUUCAUUGCAUCAAGAAUGUAAAGAAAAUAUGAGUUUUGAUUCUUUGGGGAAAAUUUGUGAUCAUGUAGUAAUGACUCAAAAGUUGGAAAUACCAAAAUCUUCUACAUCUACCAUAAUGAAUAAUUAUGAAGUAAGUCAUCCAGCAUUGGAAUUGCAAAAUAAUCUUUCUCCUGGUGUGGAGAGCCUCUCACAUGAGCAUCCUCAGCACCCUCUGCUAUGUCAAGAUGACAUUCUUACAAGUUUUGCCAUUUCUCAAAAACUAAUGAAACUAAAACUGAAAAAAACAAAUCAAAAUUGUAUUAGUGUUGUGAGUGAUUCUUUCAAGGAAGCAAAAGACAUUUUGACCAACAAAUCACCAAUUGAUAAGUUUAUUUCACUUCAUGACAUUAAAACAAGCUCAUGACAAUUUGGAUUGUAACAUUGCUGGGUGAACAAGUAUGGGUUCAUACAAAAAAAUGGAAACAAGCCAGCAUCAUUACUGAAUAUUCAAAGAACCUAUAAAAAAACACCUCAAAUGAGCGAUAGAGGUCAAGAUUAUGCUCUGUUUUAUAAUGCACAGUUGGACAAUAAUGUGCACAUAAAUACUGAUUUCAAAGAACAAAUAAAUAAAGAAAAUCAACAUGAGACUAAAGAAGAAACUGUUUUGCCAUCAGAAAACAACACAAAAUCUAUAUAUGAAGCUGAGAAACAGAGUUUCCAUACAAACAAUAAUUUCAUCAAUGAAGAUGAAAGAGAGAAUAAUAAAAAUUAUAACUAUGUAGAAACUCUGAAUUCUGAAGACUCUUCUGCUACACUUAAUUUGGCAUUGGAAAAAAAUGCAUCAACAGAAAAUAAAAAUUUAAGAAGUGAAUAUGACAUAAAGCAAAAAGAGACUCAGAAUAUUGGAAGGAGUGUAGAACAUUUGUCUUCCAUUUUUCACAGAACUUCAGGUUCUAUAGGUCAUGUAGUUUCCAGUGCAGCAAUCCAGAUCACUGACACUACAUUGCCAGAAUUGAGCACAAAUUCUGAAGAUCACCAAGGAUACAAAUUAAAAGAAACUUCUGGGAAUUCUGAUUUGUUCAUAAAACAUGGGGCUUCUGAUUGUGAACUGAAUGUAGAUAAAAAUAAACUACAGAAUGUGUUUUUUCAAUCAAUAAGUGACAACCUAAUUCUUGCAAAUUUUGAACUGGAAAAUGAGAUUGAAGUGGAAUUAAAACAGCAUGAUGAUGAAUAUCUAUUUCACCAAGAUACUGCUAGCCAUGGAAAUGUACCAUAUGAAGAUUUAGGGGCCUUAUAUAAGAAUCUAGAUUCUCGUAUUGAUUGGGAAGGCCUAUUAGAAAGUAAAAAUGGAGAGAGAGAUGUUUUGAAAAGCAUGAAAAGAAAAGAAAAUGGUGAUCAGUUUUACUGUGAGCAAAGUAAUUAUUUUUGUUUCUCUACACAAAAAAAUAAAGAGCUCUGCAACCCAAUUUUGCUUCCAGAUCUACAAGUUCAAAUUGCUAAUACAGUCAUGUCAAGAUUUAGCCCCACUUUCAAGUCCCUUACUUUGAAUGAUAAUUUUUGCAAGUAUAUAACUGAAGCCACAAAAACAAAAAUAAAUGAGGACAAUGAAAAAAUUCCAGAAUUUGAAUUUCAUUCUUCAUGUUCUGGAGGAACUUCAGGUGAUGCAUGUGAAGAAGAAUAUGGUAACAUAAGACUUUCAUCAGACCUAGUGAAUAAAUCUGAAAUUUCACAUUCUUUUGACUUCAGUCAUAAAACUUAUAUGACUCACACAUCUGAACAACAAAAUAAUGUGCCUUUGCUCACUGAAGUUGCUUCUGUCACAGCAAUAAACAAUGAAGGCACAUGUUCCUCUACCAUGUCAAAAACUGAUGAUACUAGAAACAAAAAGGACACAGAUUCAAGAAUUGCAAAAAGAAAGCUACAUGUAUCUUCUAAGGACCAGGAUAUAGCAGAAAAAAAUCUGAGAUGUGAAAUUGGUGGGAAGAAGAGGAAGCUAAACAUUCAAAAUUCAUCUGAAUGUUUUUCUUCGUUAUCCCAAGGACGAAUUAAAAUCUUUUCACAGUCUGAAAAGCAUAUUAGAAGUGUCCUGGAUAUUCUAAAUAGUGAAGUAUCUUUAUGCAAAAGCAAACGUCUUUCCAGAAAACUUGACAAAGCAGUAGUUCAUCUCAAAAAAGCUCAUAAAAGAGUUAACACAUCUUUACAGCUAAUAGCUAAAGUAGGAGAAACAAGAAAGGGCCCAUUACCCAAGUCAUAUGCAAUAAUAUGUAAUAACUUCUGGGAAAGUUGUGAUCUUCAAGGCUAUAGUUCUAUGCCUGAAAGAAGAUAUUAUUCCACUAAGCAGCUUUUGUCAAAAAGAAAAUAUGACAAACCAGGAGAGAGAAGACCUUUAGGAUUUGAUGGGUUUAAGUUAAUCACUCAUGUUUCAAAGAACAAGCCUUACCAAACAAGGGAAGAGAGAAUUACAAAGUACCUUUCUAAGAACUCUGUGACUAGAAGUGUCUCCAGAAAUAAGACCACUAUUCAUGUGAGAGGAUUUUGUGAUCAGGAGUGUCCUGAAUCACAGUUAACCCUAUGCUCCACAUCCCAAAGUACAGCUCAGUUAUCUUCUAACGGUAGCAAUCUUAAGAGUUCACGAUCAUCAAAACUUCAGCCUUCUCUGAAAAAAUUCAGUCUUCGUUUUCUUCUGCCUUCCCAGGUGAUGAAACUAACUGAAAGAAAUCAACAUGACAUCAAUUUCCUAUCUAACUUUAGUAAAGAUGGACAUAUUGAGAGCCAUUCAGUAUGUGAUACUAACGAUGUAACAAAAGAAAAUAGUUCUAAGGCAAGUGAAGAAAUAAAUGACUCAGUCUCUUUAAGUUCCAUGAAAGAAAACAAAGGAAAUUUUAGCUCAGACAAAGACUUUGAUGCAAUUUGUAUAGGUCACACGAAAUUAAAUACUGAUGUAUUUAUCUCAGUCUUAGAGUCAAAUGUGGAACAUUUUUUAAAUGUUGAUCUCUAUAAGCCAGAUAACCUUAUUUUGACUGAUUUUCAAAGAAAUAUGGAAGUAAAUUUUCCUAUCAAAAAGUGGAUAGGUCCUGUUGAAAGCUCAAAACGAAGCAUUACUAGAGGAAAUUUUCUUACAGACCCAUUAAAUCUGACUCUGAUAACAAGCAAAAAGUAUGACAAUACACCUCACUUAUUACCUAUUGCAGCAGUGACAGAUAAUGAUGGGAAAUCUUCAAAAUCUUAUUUGGAUAAACAAGAAAUAUUUGCAGUAGAUUCUAUCAUAACAUCUACCACGGUACCAUCCUGUCAGCAAGGACAGGGUUCAAAGGGGUCUUUGAAGACAGAACUGUCCUCCUUAAGUAAUCGCAUCUAUUUAGAUGACAACAAAACAAAUGUUAUUGAGAAUGCCAAACUGGCCUGCACACUAAUAGCAAAAGAAAGUAAAAGUUGUGGAGAAAAUAUAAUUUCCAAUAAUAGAUCUCUACAGUUAAAGAAUAAUAUAAAGGAUCACGUUUCCCAAAACUGCAUUAAAAAAAAGUCCGAGGCAGUCUCUUUAAAUAACACAGCUUUUAAUCAACUUAACAAAAAAAAGAAAGAGACUGAAGUUAAUAAUAUCUCUAAAUCUGAGUCCUCAUUGCAUUCAAAAAUAACCUCCAAUUCCAAACCAGACAUUACAGAAAUGAAUCAUGUGUCUGAUUUACAUGCCUAUUCUGAAACCUCCAAAGUCACUAUUCCUCAGAAGAAAUUUAUAUCACAUGUGAAUGACUUAAAAGAAAAGCAUUCCUCAGGUGAUCAUUCAACUCUUGUAAGUUGUCUAACUCAGAUUUUAAGGAGGGCAGAUGAAGUUUCAUCUUUGAAAAUUCUACAGGAACAGACCCAGGUUUGUCAAAAUAUUCUGCCUUUCUUUGUUAAAACUUUUGAAAGAAUGCAAGAAUGUUCACUUGAACAAGUACUGAUUUCCAGAGAACUAUUAGAACAGAACCGAUGGAAUAAUUUUAAAUACAAAUUAAAACCAUGUGCUGUUGACUCCUUGGCAGACCUCCAAAUGGUGAUGGAAACUAUUCAAUUCAUUGAAAAUAAAAAAAGGCUCUUAGGAGGUGAACCAACAUUCCGAAGUUUGCUAUGGUAUGAAGAGACAUUGUACAGUGAGCUGCUUGGGAGGCCACGUGGAUUUCAACAACAAUCUAAUUUCUAUCCUGCUUUUCAAGGGGAGGUUAAAUAUAAUGCAUUCUGUGAGUUGCAAAACUAUCACAGUCAAUUACUUGACUUGUUUGAGGAAACCAAAAGGGAAAACAAAUCAUACUACACACUAUUAAAAUACAAACGGCAGAUUGAUGAGUGUGAAGCAAUAAUGAAGCAUUGUUCUGAAUGCUUUGACUUUUGUCUUUCUGUGCCAUUUACCUGUGGAGUUAACUUUGGAGAUAAUUUAGGAGAUUUAGAAGCCUUACGAAAAAGCACCUUGAAGGUGAUUAGUAGUUACGGAGACUCUCCUAAAAAAAAUGUCUCUCCAGAAAAACAAGACCACCUGUGGAUUAUCAUAGAAAUGGUCUCCCUCAAAAAUAAGUUUUAUAAAAACAAUGAAGCUAAAAGCAUUAAAAUAUCUCUUUAUGGUCUGGAACAUAUCUUUUUUGAUGCUGCAAAAAGUCUUGUAUGGAAAGAAAAGAGGAAAAUUUUUAGCAGAAUAUACACAGGAAAGAGAAAAAAAAGAGAUGUUACUUAAAAUGAAAUCAAAAUUCUUUUUUCUAAGUUGAAGAAGAUAUAUGCUACAUUAUCUAAAGAUUUAAACAAAUUUGAGCAAGUUUCCAGUAAUUGCUUUGAGGAGAGUGUUAUGAUGACUUCCAAAAAGUCAGAUAAUAAAAUAAAUGAAGUUAGUAUAGAAAACUGUAGACUUAACAGGACUAUGCUUUCACAUCCAGAUUUCUGUUAUGUUAGUGAAAUAAUCGAUCAGGCUGAACUUGCAGACCUAAAAAAAUUACAGGAACUUAUUUUGAAAUGUGAUGAGCACCUAAAUAUUUUAAAGACAUAUUUUCAGAUGCAGCAAGAAGAUAACAUAGAUGAUGUUUUUAUCACUGAAGAAAAUGUUCUGGAUAUGCUGAAAGAUCAGAAACCUGGGACUGUAAUUUUGAAACCUGAAGCAGUAGUUGAGACUUACAUUGAAAUUGUUAUGCUCUCAGAAACAGUCCACUUCCUUAAAAACACAGUAGCAAAGAAACAAGACAAGCAGAGAUUCCGAGGUAUGCUUUGGUUUGAUUUGUCACUUGUUCCUGAACUGAUUAUCUGCCAAGAAAAAAUGACAACUUUUUCAUUUCUUAGAGAAAAUGCAACAGAUUGCCUUGAGAAAGUGAUAGAAACAACUAUUUCUGCACUUAAUAAAGAACUGGAUAUUAUCCUGAAGCAUCACAAUGCUGUUACUUCAUAUGCUCUUCGUUUGUACUCAAGAGAACUUGAAGAACUUAAAGAAAUAAAAAAACUUCGUAAGAUGUCUCUGUAUUCCGUUACAACAUUUAUUAACUUUGUGCCAUUUAUAGCAUCCAUAAAUUAUGGAAGCACAGUGACUGAGUUAGAAUACAACUACAAUCAGUUUUCUACACUGCUCAAAAAUGUAAAGACUGCCCCAAAGAAAGACUUGGGGAAAAUGGCCCAUAUAACAAAGGUUAUGAAAACUAUUGAACAUAUGAAAAUCAUAUGUGCAAAAAACGAAAGGCUAACCAUUUCCUUUAUUCUAUGCCAAAUGAUACAUAACAGAAAGAAGACAUUACAACCGAUGAAAAAAGAAAAAACUAACAUUCCUAUAAAAAUUAGUAAGAACAUUGAUAAGCCUAGUACCUUGUAUGAUGGCGCCCUCUAUUUCAGAAUACAAUACUAAAAAAAUAUUCCAAAUUCUUCUAAAAAACGACGUCUCACUGUUGACAAAUCUGAAGACUCUCAGGAACAAAAGAAAAAUACUGCUGUUUUCAGUUGUAAAAAACAAAGGAUAGUGUCUUGUGAAACCUUUUCCCCUGUGAUUGAAAACAUGGACUAUCUCAUCUCGAAAACAAAAAUGAAGCUAGAACCAAGUUCAUCUGACAAUCUGAGAAGAAACCUUGUGUCUUCAAGAAAGAUUGAAAUGCAAAGAUCAGUGCCUAGCUCAUUUUCACCUUUAGAAAAUUUAAAGGACAUUUGUGCAUCAAAGUCAGAGGACAAAAUAAAAACUGGAGCAUAUUGUUUGCAUGACCUGUCAGCUGUCUCAAAGCCUGGUCUCCGUUUUGAAGAUAUCCAUGCUGGUUUAGAAAUAGAUGAUUGCUGUCUGAACCUUCCAGAUAAGGACAUUGUAAAUCAUCUGUUAAAAUUUAAACAUGCACCAGUUCUUCAGAAAACCCAUAUUUAUCCAGAACAAAAAAUCCCUGUUCUGCAAAUAAAUGAAACAGAGCAGGGAGAACUUGAAUCAAAGAAAAAGUACAUGGAUGAUAUGUUGAAUCCCAAUACUCGACCUAUUGGAGCAUCUGGGAAUGUAACACUGAAUAUGAAAUUCAAACUGCACAAUACUCCUCUUUCCAGCCAACAGAUUAAUGAAAAUUCAAAUAUUCCAUCUCAGGAUCCUACCACAUUUUGGAAUGACCUUCCACAGCCCUCACGUCCCCCGGCAAUAUUAUUCUUCUGAGAGUUCAUUUGGGAAUCUCACUACCCCUAUUACACUUGGUGUGUUUAUCACUGCAGUAGCAUCAAUGGCAAUUCCAUUACCCAGAAAUCAGGAAUCACAUCCUAUGAAGGUCCAGCACCUCCUGCGGUUUUGACUUCAGGUGCAUGUGCCCAAAACACCCGUACUGAUCUUGCAUAUUCUCAGUACUUUAGUCACGUCCCUGUGGAGUCACAAACAAAUGACUUUGUGCCAGUGAGAUGGGUAUGUUCAAUCCUCAAGUGCCUGUUUAUCAUUUCCCAGCAGCCAUUUUUUUCACAGUAUAAUUUCCAUCAGCCAUUAUCACAAGCUUCAUAUUCCUAUCCACCAAAUUCAAGCUUACUUCCAGAAUGUCCUUGGAUCUAUGGAACUGCAGGAUCACACAGGAUCCUUAUAAAGAUUCUUCGAAAGAUGUUAAAAUUCCUUAUAGAUCUCCGUGGCAACAAGAAUCCUUUCAGCCAGGACACUGAAAAUGGUUUCCUGGUCUCCUUUCUACAGAAUAAAGGAAAUUUGACAAGUUUUUCCAAACCUUUAAGAAGGGAAAGUCAGAUGAAGGACAGCAAGUAA